This is a messenger RNA of Brienomyrus brachyistius, 1361 nucleotides long. Its product is annotated as G-protein coupled receptor family C group 5 member B-like. Lineage: Eukaryota; Metazoa; Chordata; Actinopteri; Osteoglossiformes; Mormyridae. The record is from RefSeq and is a predicted model, not a curated record.
GGUUUGGACAAACCAUAGGGAGAAGCAAACACAAACGAUUCGUGAGUGCAUCGUACGUGUUGUAAGAGCAAGUGAAGCUGAAAGACAUUGACAGUGAAGUGAUGGCUCCCUCUAUCAAUCUCUUCACCUUCCUCGUCCUGUCCCUGGUGGGGGGCAGCUCUUCAUGGGACGAAGCUUCGCCUUGCGGAUCCGGCUCCAUCCUGACAAGGCCCUACACGGCCUUGUGUGAGCUGGAUGCGGUGUGGGGCUUGGUGGUGGUGGUGGCGCCGCUACUCCUGCUGCUCGCUGCCAUAUUUGGGCUCUGUGGCCUCAGCCUGGGAUACAUCGCUGAGCAGCAAGAGAGCCUCUGCUUCGCCCGGCGUGUCCUGAGGGGGGUGUUGCUUGCUGUCUGCAACACCUGCCUAGUGUUCCAGGGUCUGCGACUGCGCCGGUUGGGACAAGGUGCUCAUAGCCCCAGCACAGGUCAACUGAUGGGGCUGGCGGUGGCCUUGGCCGUGUUGGAUCCGGAGUGGAUCCUUCUAGCCACGAUGUCCACAUGCCAGCCAGCCUGUGAAUACCAGCCGCUGGACUUUGCGCUGGCCACCACUUAUGUGCUGGUCCUGCUCCUGGCAGCACUGGUGGGGGCGGCCUGCAGUCUGUGGAGGCAGCAGCCACGGUGGAGGUGCAGGACCGCGUGGCUGCUCAUCACCUGCCUGGCCUCAGUCCUGCUGUGGGUGGCCUGGAUCACCUUCUGCCUGUAUGGCAACGCGGCACUUGGCCUGCCCCCAACAUGGGACAACCGGGAGGAAGUAUCUGGUCACUUAAAGCAGAUGCUGGAGAAUAACAUCAUUCAGCCCUCGAAUAGCCCUUGGGCAGCGCCGGUGGUUCUGGUACGGAAGCGAGAUGGUGGCCUUCAGUUUUGCGUUGAUUAUCGCAAAUUGAAUGAUGUUACCCGUAAAGACACGUACCCCUUACCCCGAAUUGAUGAUGCGUUGGAUAGUUUGAGCAAGGCUUGCUGGUUUUCUACAUUGGAUUUAGCCAGUGGGUACUGGCAAGUCGAGGUGGAUCCAAAAGAUAAGCAUAAGACGGCGUUUAUCACGUCAGGCCUUUUCCAAUUUAAUGUGCUGAGUUUUGGCCUGUGUAACAGUCUGAGAACUUUUCAGCGUCUCAUGGAUUUAGAGUUGGCGAGUCUUCAGUGGACUACUUGUUUGGUGUACUUAGACGAUACAAUAAUAUUUGGCCGUACCUUUCAAGAACAUCUGGACCAUGUGGAUGAGGUUAUAACGAAAUUGCGUCAGGCUAAUCUGAAGGUUAAACCGGCGAACUCUGACCGAGAAGGGCAGACGGUUUACAUGGACAGAAGCUUGUCAGGCAGCAUUUGA